CGCUGCCAUGGGCGCCCCGGCCCGCCUCCCGCGGCUGGCGCUCGGCCUCCUGCUGCUGGGCACGCUGCUGCGCCCCGCCGACGCCUGCAGCUGCUCGCCGGUGCACCCGCAACAGGCGUUUUGCAAUGCAGAUGUCGUGAUUCGAGCCAAGGUGGUGAGUGGGAAGGAGGUGGAUUCCGGGAAGGACAUCUAUGGAAACCCCAUCAAGAGGACACAGUAUGAGAUCAAACAGAUCAAGAUGUUCAAAGGCCCUGAUAAGGACAUCGAGUUCAUCUACACGGCGCCGUCAUCCUCCGUGUGCGGGGUCCAGCUGGACGCCGGCGGGAAGAAGGAGUACCUCAUUGCAGGAAAGGCAGAGGGAAAUGGCAAGAUGCAUGUCACUCUCUGUGACUUCAUUGUGCCCUGGGACACCCUGAGCACCACCCAGAAGAAAAGCUUGAACCACAGGUACCAGAUGGGCUGCGAAUGCAAGAUCACGCGCUGCCCCAUGAUCCCCUGCUACAUCUCCUCCCCGGACGAGUGCCUGUGGAUGGACUGGGUGACAGAGAAGAGCAUCAACGGACGCCAGGCCAAGUUCUUCGCCUGCAUCAAGAGGAGCGACGGCUCAUGCGCCUGGUACCGUGGAGCCGCGCCCCCCAAGAAGGAGUUUCUUGACAUCGAGGACCCGUAGGCAGGCCACAGCCCCCGGUCUGGCAGCGCCUCCGAGUGUAGACAGGUCCAGCUCUGACACCCCUUCCGGAAACAGCAUGAAUAAAACGGUCAUCCAAGUGGGUCUAAAUUAGUGUGAUUCUCCCCGCCUGGCCCGGCCCGGCCCUUCUCCUUCCAGCCUCGGCUGUGGGCCUGGAGGGGGCGGCGGGCCGGUCCCCCUCUCUCAUGCCUGUCCCUGCCCAGCCCCCUUUCCCAGGGCACAGGGCUCGGACUGUGGGUGUCCUUGGCAUUGCCUGUCUUGGCGCUGAAGUAGAUGCUAUAGGGGCGGGCGGGGGCCUUCGCAGGUUCCCAGCUCCCAGCCCGGUCGGGGCAGAGCCUGGAAAGGUGCAUUCGCAGACUCCUGAGGGUCAUGGCAAGACUGUGUAGCGGGUCUACUAGGUCCUCCCUUCCGUCUCCAGAGAGACGCAUCCCUCGUCCCUGCAGCUUCCACGCCUCCAGCCCCCGGGGUGCACCCCUGCCUCCCCCCAACACUCCCCACGCUUAUAGCACACGGAAAAGGAUGAGGAUGGAGCUUCCUCCAUCUGCCCGGCCGGCUCAGCCUCUUAUGGGGCUCCUGGUGGGAACUGUCACUUUCCCCCACAAACUGAGCCUCUAGGCACUGCUCUUGUCUCCUUGGGCAUCUGAGCAGCAGAUUUGGGGGUUCUCAAGGGGCCACGUCUGGUAGCACUGUGGUUCCCCUUCCCUCCCAACUUCUUGCUUCCCCACUGCAUCGACCCCCUUCCAUCUUGCAUAAAGGGUGCAGUGUGCAGGGAAGAGCUGGGCGGAGCCUGUGGUCCCACUUCCACUUCUUGGCAUCCAGUUUUCUGGAAAGACCAACUCCCAGGCCAUGCACUCGAGUGCCCAUACGGCCGGUGUGCCAGCCUGCAUGGGCAUUGCUCCUCUAGCAGGGGUCAGGAGCGUCACAGGGAGCCUACUUGUACCCCAAAAUAGGGCUUUCUGCUGGCAGCAAGGUGGGAGCGCGGCAGGCACUCUUUCCUUUUCCUGCUUGCACUCUAACAGUAAACUUCAGGACCCCAGAACCUAGGCAGCCUGUGAGUGGAUUGUCUGCAAAACACUUCCCAAGUGGCCACCCUGUCAAGUGCCCUGAGGCCACCCCAAAGCCGCCAGACUCCUGGUUCCCCUUGUACCAUGCCCACCCAGGGUUCCCAUCUCCAGGAAUCCUCUGUCUAGGGCUGGCUGGCAGCCAGCCCCGCUCCCAGGGCAUGACUGUGCUGUGCAGCACCCACCCCCGUAUGCUACACCCCAUCUGCCCCCUGUGAGGUAUGUUGGACCGUUUGUAACCUUGACUCUGUUCCUGCUCAUCUUCCUCUGGUCUGUCCCCGCCCGGUGGUGAUUGUGCCUGUGCUGUUGGUUCCUGUCGGGAGGUCGUAGGCAGCAGGCGAGCACUUGUGACUUUUAACCGGGGGCAGCCUGGGAUCCAGUGUCCCGUUCCCCCCAUGCAGAGCCAGCCGGAUUCCUGGGUCUCCCCAUCUCCUGUUUUCAGGUUCAAAUUUUUACCGAGUGAAGGCUCUGUGGGUAGGUCUUGACGUGGCUUAAAUCCUCUCACGGUUCUUGCCGUGUGGAAGAGGGAAAAAGCGAUACCGGAGACCAAGUUCCGAGGUACCGCGUGGAGGAGGGACCAACUCCUGGUAACGGGCGGGCCGGUGGUUUAAUUUAUGUUCAGUUCUCGCCGCUGCUCUUCCUCCCCCAGCCUAGUCUUCUUGCAAGCAUCUCCAAAUAUUUAAAAAUGACGUUUACGUGGUUCAGUUAUUGUCCAUCUUGGCUUGAUCAAGUAGUAAGAAAUAUAGGACUCGCUUCCAUAAUUUAAAGCUCUGUCACUUUGUUCGAUUUGGAUUUCGCUGUAUUUUUUUUUCUUUCUGACUCUUGGGGGGAAAUGUGUUUUUGCUGGAAUAUGAAGUCUGAGACCCUGUGUGCUGGGGACACGGGGACUUGGGGACCCGUGGCCCACGGGCGAGCAGACUGCGCAUGUCUCUGACACUUUGUAUCAUUCUUGGUGAUGUUCAGUCAAUGCACAAUAAACAAUAGAAUCCAA
Suncus etruscus (white-toothed pygmy shrew) is the source of this 2740-nucleotide messenger RNA. RefSeq names its product TIMP metallopeptidase inhibitor 2 (gene TIMP2). The record is from RefSeq and is a predicted model, not a curated record. NCBI's taxonomy places the organism in Eukaryota, Metazoa, Chordata, Mammalia, Eulipotyphla, Soricidae. Bases 8 to 670 code for a protein of 220 amino acids. Gene Ontology annotation, biological process: negative regulation of endopeptidase activity; negative regulation of membrane protein ectodomain proteolysis. Gene Ontology annotation, cellular component: extracellular matrix. Gene Ontology annotation, molecular function: metalloendopeptidase inhibitor activity; protease binding. The transcript has 5 exons.